AAUCCAUCUUCUUCGCCUCUCUAAAACAAAAUUUGUCAAUUUGAAGUCUCUCUCUUUUGACUCUUCUUCUUUUGCUCCUUUCACCGCCGCAACGGUUAAAAACCUCGUGUGAUUCUUCUUCUUAUAGAAAACAGAGACAUCGAAGAAACUGGUGAACCGUGUACGCUUCGUCGUUAGUGAUGCGGAGACGGAAGAUAUCGCCGGAAAAUCAUUGGCCUAGAUUCAAUCCAUUAGAGACUCAUCGGCGACGGCUUCGUUAGCGUACCGAAUCCUCCUCCCUCCUCUGGGUUGUCUAGGAAUCACACAUAUCUUCUUUCUUCCAUUCUCUCUCAGGUUGUGAGUACUCUCUUUGGCUGGAUGUGCAAUGCAAAGGUCUAGAAGAAGAGUUUCUGUGAACAAUUUUAAUGGAAGGAACAGCUUUUACAAAGUAUCUCUGUCUCUUGUUUUUCUCCUUUGGGUUCUUCUCUUCUUAUCCACCUUGUUGAUUAGUCUUGGAGAUGGUGCCAAAGAUACACCUUUGAAUGACUCUGUAGGAAUGGCUGAUCCGGAUGAUGGUCAGUCAGGUGAGAAAGUUGUGUCCUUUGAUGGACCAUUAUCACUAGAGUCUGCUUCUGUUCAUGUUACGUCUGAUUUGAGUCGGAAUGAUGAUAUAACCCUGUCUGAAGAUAGUGAAGACAAAGAAAAAUCUGUGAAGGAAGCAGAGAUCAAGAGCACAGUUUCAGGGAAUGAUUUAGAAAGCAAGGACAGUUACAAUUCGAAGCAAAGUGAGAUAACCAAGAAAGAUACAGGGAUUGAUGCAGGAAGCAAAGAAGAUGACUUUUUGAUGCAAAGUCAAAUGAGCAUAGAUAAUGAUACAGAAAGCAAAGACAAUGUGUUUUUGAAGCAAAAUCAGGUGAACAAAACAGAUCCAGGGAAUGAUACUGAGAUCAAUGCUUCAAAGGUUGAUCAACCAUCUCGUGCUGUUCCGCUUGGCCUUGAUGAGUUUAAGAGCAGGGCGUCCAAUUCUAGAAACAAAUCGUUAUCAGAUCAGGUCAGUGGUGUGAUUCACAGGAUGGAGCCUGGAGGGAAAGAGUACAAUUAUGCCUCUGCUUCAAAAGGUGCAAAGGUCCUGUCUUCCAACAAGGAAGCAAAAGGGGCUCCAAGCAUCCUAAGCCGGGACAAUGACAAGUACCUCAGGAAUCCCUGUUCUACUGAAGGUAAAUUUGUUGUCGUAGAACUUUCAGAAGAAACAUUGGUAAAUACCAUCAAGAUCGCGAAUUUCGAGCAUUACUCUUCCAAUCUGAAAGAGUUUCAGCUUCAAGGCACCCUGGUUUAUCCGACUGAUACCUGGGUUCAUAUGGGAAACUUCACGGCUUCAAACGUGAAGCAUGAGCAGAACUUCACACUUCUCGAGCCAAAGUGGGUGAGAUACUUAAAGCUAAAUUUUCUAAGUCAUUAUGGUUCAGAAUUCUACUGCACCUUGAGUUUGAUAGAAGUCUACGGAGUGGAUGCCGUUGAACGAAUGCUGGAGGAUUUGAUAUCUGUCCAGGACAACAAAAACGCAUUCAAAACCCGAGAGGGAGAUUUUGAGCAGAAGGAGAAGCCAGUGCAGCAAACAGAGUCAUUAGAAGGCGAUGAUAGUGCUAGUAGGAGCAUGCAGAGAGAGAACGAGAGGGAAGCCCCACCAGAGAAUAUGUUAGCCAAGACUGAAGCAUCAAUGGCAAAGAGUAGUAAUAAGCUGGCAGAUCCCGUGGAAGAGAUGAGGCAUCAUCAGCCAGGGAGCAGAAUGCCAGGGGACACAGUGCUGAAGAUACUGAUGCAGAAGUUAAGGUCAUUGGACUUGAACCUAUCGGUUCUAGAGAGAUACUUAGAGGAACUGAACACAAGAUACGGGAACAUAUUCAAGGAGAUGGACCGUGAAGCCGGUGUCAGAGAAAAGGCGAUUGCGACUUUGAGACUUGACUUGGAAGGUAUGAAGGAGAGGCAAGAGAGAAUGGUGAGUGAAGCAGAGGAAAUGAAAGAGUGGCGAAAGAGAGUGGAGGCAGAGAUGGAGAAAGCAGAGAAAGAGAAAGAAAACACAAGAGAGAGUCUUGAGGAAGUAAGUAAAAGACUUGAGUGGAUGGAGAAGAAAGGCUUAAUGGUGUUCACUGUGUGUCUAGGGUUUGGCACGAUCGCGGUUAUUGCAGUUGUGGUUGGUGUGGGAACAGGUCGAGCAGAGAAGACCGGUAUUGGGGCUUGGCUCUUGUUAUUGAUAAGCUCAACAUUCAUUAUGUUCGUUUUGUCUCUUUGAUAAGAAUUUUGAUCUUAUUUUUUACACUGUAGAGCCAUGUUACCAAUUUGGGUGAAAUAUACCUUGAUUUUCAAUAA
Messenger RNA from Arabidopsis lyrata subsp. lyrata, 2346 nucleotides. RefSeq lists its product as uncharacterized. The transcript has 3 exons. NCBI's taxonomy places the organism in Eukaryota, Viridiplantae, Streptophyta, Magnoliopsida, Brassicales, Brassicaceae. Gene Ontology annotation, biological process: protein folding in endoplasmic reticulum. The record is from RefSeq and is a predicted model, not a curated record. The coding region runs from base 365 to 2269 and encodes 634 amino acids. Gene Ontology annotation, cellular component: membrane; cytoplasm.